Acanthisitta chloris (rifleman) is the source of this 1894-nucleotide messenger RNA. Its product is annotated as protein-arginine deiminase type-1-like. Gene Ontology annotation, molecular function: calcium ion binding; protein-arginine deiminase activity. The transcript has 15 exons. The annotation marks the transcript as partial. Lineage: Eukaryota; Metazoa; Chordata; Aves; Passeriformes; Acanthisittidae. Gene Ontology annotation, cellular component: cytoplasm. The record is from RefSeq and is a predicted model, not a curated record.
AGCUGCACCCAAAGAUGCCAUUGCCUUCCACGUGCAGGGAACACCGGGGGUGAAGCUCUACGUGGUGCAUGAGACACAGAGCACCAAGUUGCCCUCCAGCGUGUGCCGCUGGCCCCUGGCUGCUGGCACCGAGGUGCUGCUGUCCAUGGAUGCUCUCAGCAAGGAUGUGGGCGAUGAGAAGGUCAGGAUCUCUUAUUUCAGGGAAGGUGGUGGAGUGCCCGUGGGCAGAGCCAUGCUGUAUGUCACCUGUGUGGAGAUCUCACUGGACGCCGACAUCAACCGCAGCGGCGCCGUGAGCAGGACACUGCUGGAUAAGACCACUUGGACAUGGGGUCCUGACGGACACGGAGCCAUCCUGCUGGUGAACUGCGACCGCGACGAUCCCAAAGGCAAAGACAUGGAUAACAGCGACACCUCCAUCUGCUCCUAUGAAGACCUGAAGGACAUGUCACAGAUGGUGCUGCGAACACGAGGACCUCGCACCAUCUUCACUGGCCACCACCUCCUCCUCCACGUGGACUACAGAGAUGCUGAUAAAGUUGGAGUCUUCUAUGGUGGCAACAGUUUGGAGCUGGAGAAGUACAAGCAUGUGCUGGGGGGCUCAAAGCUCACCUACACCAUCAAACCCAGCCGGCACCGGGACGAGAGCAUCUUCUACGUGGAGGGACUCGCCUUCCCCGACGCCAGCUUUUCAGGGCUGGUGUCUUUCCAUGUCACACUGCUGGAGAGCCCUGAGAAGGGUUUGCUGGAGACUCCAAUCUUCACCGACACAGUGGUUUUCCGCGUGGCUCCAUGGAUCAUGACCCCCAACACGUCAGCACCACUGGAGGUGUAUGUCUGCAGUGUGGAGGACAAUGAGGAUUUCGUGAGUGCCGUGGCCGCUGUGGCUGAGAAAGCCAAGUGCCUGCUCACCGUGUGCCCGCUGCCGGAGAACCGCAAUGACCGCUGGAUCCAGGAUGAAAUUGAAUUUGGCUACGUGCAAGCACCCCACAAGACCUUCCCUGUUGUCUUUGACUCGCCCCGUGAUCGCGGGCUGAAGGAUUUCCCUGUCAAGAGCAUCCUGGGCCCUGAUUUCGGUUACGUGGCCCAGCAAGCUGUGAAAGGUGCUUCUGACCUCGAUUCCUUUGGCAAUUUGGAGGUGAGCCCCCCUGUGACAGUGCAGGGCAAGGAGUACCCCUUGGGCCGCAUCCUGAUCGGCACCAGCUUCCCCAGAUUUGGUGGCAGGAGGAUGGCUAAGGCUGUCAAGGAUUUCCUCGUGGCCCAAAAAGUCCAGGCACCAGUAGAGCUGUUCUCAGAUUGGCUCAGUGUUGGCCACGUUGAUGAGUUCCUCAGCUUUGUCCCUGCACCUGAUCGGAAGGGUUUUCGGCUGCUCCUGGCCAGCCCCAGCGCCUGCUAUCAGCUCCUCAGGGAGAAGCAAGAGGAGGGGUAUGGUGAGGCAGCGAUGUUCCAGGGACUGGAGAAUGUGCCCAAACAGACGAUAAAUGAGAUUUUGGCUAAUGAAGGGCUCCGGAAAUUCAAUAAUUAUGCUCAGUCCUGCAUCAGCUGGAACAGGAACAUCCUGAAGAGGACACUGGGGCUGGCUGAGCAGGACAUCCUGGACAUCCCCCAGCUCUUCCAGGGCAAGGUGGACUCCGGUGCCGAAGCCUUCUUCCCAGACAUGGUGAACAUGCUGGUGCUGGGCAAGCAGCUGGGCAUCCCCAAGCCCUUUGGCCCCGUGGUGGGUGGGCAGUGCUGCCUGGAGGAGCGUGUGAGGGCACUGCUGGAGCCCCUGGGCCUCACCUGCACCUUCAUUGAUGACUAUUACUCCUACCACCUCCUCUCUGGGGAGGUCCAUUGUGGCACCAACGUGCGGCGCAAACCCUUCGCCUUCAAGUGGUGGCACAUGGUGCCUUGA